AUGUCCACUCCUUUCUGCUUGCUCAUCACUUAUCAAAAUCUUUCAUUGAAAGCUGGCACAGCUCGGCGAAUGCACCGCUCUUCCCACUCUUUCAACCCAUCUCCAUCAACUGGAUCACUUGCAGCAUCACUUUCUCCCCCGCCUACUCCUAUCUCGGCUCCCAUCUUGGCUUCCAACUCGGCUCCCAUCUUGGCUCCCAUCUUGGCUCCCAUCUUGGCUUCCAACUCGGCUCCCAUCUUGGCUUCCAACUCGGCUCCCAUCUUGGCUUCCAACUCGGCUUCCAACUCGGCUUCCAACUCGGCUUCUAGCUCAUCCUCGGCCUCAACUCCGGUCAGCCUCAUGGACAUCGACAUCUCAUUUAUCACUCCAGAUGUUGUGCCCUUUUACGAGUUGUACACUGGCCUUUCCACUUCCCUCUCAGUUUCACCUACGUUCUUGGAUGGCAAGUCGGCCUCGACCCCAACCGCCAGUCUCAUGAGCAUUGACACUGCCCCGCUCGUGACUCCUACUUUCCUGCCGUUCCAUGCCACCAGCGUCACCUCAAAUUCCCCCACGUCCAUUCCUCUCGCGCCUCUUGCGUCUUUGGAUACCACCAGUAAUACGAGCAAUGAAAACUCCCAGGUCCCAACUAUUGCAACACACCAGACCAAUUCCCGAGGAGAGAACGCAAUUGAGGCAGCGCGAGAGCUCCAUCGUCAAUCCCCUACGCCCAUGGUUCCAAGGCACCCAUCUCCAGUCCUCGUUCGCGGCAUCCCUGCCGAGCACACCAUCACCGAGCUUGCCUCUCGAACCCCUCGACCUUACGCCCACUCCAAUGCUGACUAUUUCGUCGUAAAACCGUCUCCUCCACCUACCCCAGUAGCUACGAAACGUUCCUUCUCGGUGUCUAUGGAUGAUAACCAUAAAAGUCAGUACAUCUCACCUUUUUUGUCACAUCAAGCUUUCCAAUCUUUUCCUCUUUCUAGUACAACCUUCCAAGCGCCAUAG
This is a messenger RNA of Melampsora larici-populina 98AG31, 987 nucleotides long. RefSeq lists its product as uncharacterized. NCBI's taxonomy places the organism in Eukaryota, Fungi, Basidiomycota, Pucciniomycetes, Pucciniales, Melampsoraceae. The record is from RefSeq and is a predicted model, not a curated record. Bases 1 to 987 code for a protein of 328 amino acids. The transcript has a single exon.